CUCUUUGGUAUGUCAUGUCAAUUAUUGAACAUACUUGGUGGCGUAAAUGAUUGUUAUUUGUUUAUUUUUCUGCAAAUAUAAAUAUUUAUAAUUCAAUUCGAAUGUGAAGACCAUUUAUAUCUUAGCUAUUCCCAUAUCAAGAUGUUACGUACAAAGAUUUACAUAGCCAUUAGCACUAUAGGUGCAAUCUUAGGUAUUGCUGCCUUUAUAUGUUUCUGCCUAGUUUACGCAAACAUAGAGGCUGGAAUGUGGGCAUUGUUGUCUGGUAUUCAUGCAAGCUUAACCCUUGUGCUACACUGUCAUUAUUUGAAGGAAUCCUUGCAUGUCAACUUCUCAAGGAAAGCUUUGCAAUAUCUUGGAGAUUUUGGAAUUGUCGGCUUUGUGUCGGGAUUGGCUCUUACAUUGUUUUAUACAUUUUUGGAAUUCUAUUAUAAAGCUGGUAUAAUUCCGGUUCAGACAAGUAUUGUAAUACGCUUGAUAUGGUCAUUUGCGAUGAUGAAAUGGGGUUUGACUCUCUAUUUAUUCACAAAGAAAUAUCUACGUACAUAUAAUGAUCACCAACUUUUCUCUGAAAAUCCUAAUGUUGAAGAAACAUAAAUAUCAAUUUUAAAGUAGUUUUCUUAUGCAGUGACACUUGUUUACUAUAUAUUGUCAUCUCUUUCAUAUUCAUUGACAUAACAAAGACAGCAAUAUGUGUCAAAACAAGUGUCGGCAGUUUCAUGUUUAGCUUAAUUGUGAUUUAUAAACCUGAAUUACGUUAAGUUUAAUUAGUUUUGUAUUUUGUUUAACACUGACUUCUGUACAUGGACAGGCUGCAAUCUGUGGUAUUAUGUGCGUAUUUGAUUUCCGCCAUCUUGUUACUGACGGUUGUAGUUGGUAAGAGAUUGAACUGUCAGGAACUUCAACAUGUUUAAGUCUGAAUGAAGCAAAAGAUGUCAUGACUUAUCCAUUUAUAGAAAUCAGUCCAUAUAUUUAGUUAAUUAAUUCUUAAAAGUCAUUAAACUAAAUUUUGUCCUCUAAAACUAUAGACUUGGUGAAUGUUUAGUAUUUUACUUUUAUAAGCUUAAUUAAAAAAAUAACUAAGCUAUUUUAAUGAAGUGUGAAAUUAUUGAAAUGAAUUUUAGCUGAUGUUAAUUAAUUUUUAACAAUC
Molecule: messenger RNA, 1150 nt
Organism: Papilio xuthus (Asian swallowtail)
Lineage: Eukaryota; Metazoa; Arthropoda; Insecta; Lepidoptera; Papilionidae
Source: RefSeq, a predicted model, not a curated record